Molecule: messenger RNA, 1335 nt
Organism: Naumovozyma dairenensis CBS 421
Lineage: Eukaryota; Fungi; Ascomycota; Saccharomycetes; Saccharomycetales; Saccharomycetaceae
Gene: AVT2
Product: Avt2p
Exons: 1
Coding region: 1-1335 (444 amino acids)
Biological process (GO): amino acid transmembrane transport
Cellular component (GO): endoplasmic reticulum
Molecular function (GO): amino acid transmembrane transporter activity
Source: RefSeq, a predicted model, not a curated record
AUGAAUUACACUAUAGUACCGACAGAUGAAGAAUUCCAAUUACAGGAUUCGGAAGCCCUGGUAAAAGAAAUUAUUGAUGAGAAUAAUAAAAAAUCAAAUAUUUAUAUGGCUUUUGUGAAUAUGGCGAAUAGUAUUCUAGGAGCAGGUAUCAUUACACAACCAUUGGCUGUUAAAAACGCCGGAUUAUGUGCAUCAAUCGUAAUAUACAUUAUGCUGGGGUUCAUAGUGGAUUGGACAUUACGAUUACUAAUUACAAAUAUUACCCUAUCUUCUAAACUUACAUAUGGGGAUACUGUAGAAUAUACCAUGGGGAGGAAAGGUAAAUACUUGAUACUAUGCUGCAAUGGUUUGUUUGCACUUGGAGGUUGUAUUGGGUUUUGUAUAAUCAUUGGUGACACAAUCCCACAUGUUUUACGGAUAUUUAUUCACUCUCACUUUGUGACAAGAAAUUCAGUUAUCUUUUUCUCAACUCUUUUCAUUUCAUACCCAUUGUCCCUGCUUAGAGAUAUCUCAGCAUUAUCAAGUACUUCUUUCCUGGCCUUAAUCAGUAUGACCGUCAUUGUCAUGACCGUCGUAGUGUUUGGACCGUCAUUGCCAGCAGAAUUGAAAGGAAGUGGGAUACCAUCUUCUUCGUAUGUGGCAUCACCGUCGCUGUUCAGAAGUUUAUCCAUCGUUUCAUUCGCCUUAGUUUGCCAUCAUAAUACCUCAUUUAUUUUCCAUUCUAUCCGAAAUAAAAGUCUUACAAAAUUUACAAAAUUGACCCAUCUCAGUGUUUUUAUUAGUGUAAUAUUUUGUAUGAUUAUGGGCUAUGCCGGAUUUUUCAUCUUUACUGGUAAGACAAAAGGUAAUAUUUUAAAUAAUUUUCCACCAAAUGGGGUCGCAAUAAAUAUUGCUAGAGUAUGUUUUGGGUUCAAUAUGUUAACCACUCUCCCAUUAGAACUUUUUGUGUUAAGGGAUGUUAUAGCAGUUAUUCUCUUAGAAAAUGAAUGGAUUCCUUCUAUCGAAGAAAAGCCAGGGAUGCCCAUACUUACCAGAAAAUGGCACUUCAUUGUUACCACAAUAAUUGUUUUUCUUACAAUGAGUGUAUCCUUGUUGACAUGUAAUUUAGGUGCAUUAUUCGAAUUAGUAGGUGCUACUACAGCGUCAGUAAUGGCUUAUAUCUUACCUCCCUAUGUUAACCUACUGUUGCGUCAAGAAAAGGAACCACUACCGAUCAAAUCAAAAAUACCACAUUAUUUUUGUAUUCUUUUCGGUUUUACAGUAAUGAUUGUAAGUAGUUUCCAAACAAUAGUGGAGGCCCUAGCUGAUAACGAACAAAAACAUUGUGAAAUUUAA